Messenger RNA from Xiphophorus hellerii (green swordtail), 4771 nucleotides. It is a transcript of the gene smoc1, whose product is annotated as SPARC related modular calcium binding 1. Gene Ontology annotation, biological process: extracellular matrix organization. NCBI's taxonomy places the organism in Eukaryota, Metazoa, Chordata, Actinopteri, Cyprinodontiformes, Poeciliidae. The transcript has 16 exons. Gene Ontology annotation, cellular component: basement membrane. The record is from RefSeq and is a predicted model, not a curated record. The coding region runs from base 318 to 1871 and encodes 517 amino acids. Gene Ontology annotation, molecular function: calcium ion binding; protein binding; heparin binding.
AGUGCAGCGAGACCGAACCUGUGGAAACCGCGAUGAACAGCUGAUCCUCCCGCAGUGGAUGAAGCCUCCCGCCGCGGUCUCCUGCCGGUCACGAUGUCCGCUCCUGCGCACGGCACUAUGUGAACAGCUGUUGGACAAACAAAGAAAGGAAGUUAUAACAAGAAGAAAAGAGUGAAGAUAUAUGCACAUACAUAUGUUGUUUUGGGAUCUUAAAUUAAUAAUAACGUCUUAGAUUUGUGUUGGUUUUUUUUUUUCCUUCUUCUUCUUCCCGGAUUGGAGAUACUGCGCGCUUCUCGGUGCGUCACCGGCUCUCAGUCAUGCUAUUGCCAAGCGCUGCUGUCUUCACUUUUUCUUGCUUUUUGGCCCCGUUGCUCCUCUGCUACCUGCCUCAAGUCUCAGCACAGAAGCCCGGAUCGCGGUGGCUGAUCGGAGAGAGAGACAACCACUGCGGGUCCGUCUGCUUGCGGACGCUCGGGAAGCCGGUGUGCGGCUCGGAUGGGCGGACCUACGAGACAAACUGUGAGCUGCAGAGGGCCCGAUGCAGGGACAAGACGCUGACGAUGGCGCAUCGGGGAAGGUGUCGAGUGAAGUUUACGCAGCCGGUGGCUCCAGCACCAACGGCCACAUCUGAUGGGAGGGAGCCAGAGCCGAAAGAGGCAGGUCAGUCGAAGUGCCACGUCGAGAGGAACCAGGCCCUGGAACAGGCGCGGAGGCCUCAGGAGUCCACGUUCGUCCCGGAAUGCAACGAGGAUGGAACGUUCGCCCAGGUCCAGUGUCACACUUUGACAGGUUACUGCUGGUGCGUCACCUCCGACGGCAAGCCAGUGAGUGGCUCCUCUGUGCACAACAGGAAGCCUGUGUGUUCAGGAAACUUCAGUGAAAAUAUGGGAACUGAUGCUGGAAGGAGUGGAUUCUCAGUUAGGUCAGUAACCGACCGACCACCUGGGCCCCCGAAUGCGGGUAGAAAAGGAAUGUUCCAGAGGCUGCGAAACCGCACACAGGUCUCCUUCCGUUUCUUUCUCACUCUCAACCCAGACGACGGCUCCAAGCCCACCCCCACCAUGGAGACCCACAUCCCCCCCGAGGGUGAGGAGAUAACUGCUCCGACACUGUGGAUAAAACAUCUGGGGUACAUGGAGAAUAAGCAGAACAGCUCCACUUCCAGAAGGCAAGAAAAGGUUCCCUCUUGUGACCAGGAGAGGCAGAACGCCCUGAAUGAGGCUCAGCAGAGUUCCCGGGAGUCCAUUAUCAUUCCGGACUGUGGGUCUGGAGGUCUUUACAAACCGGUCCAGUGCCAUCAGCAUACUGGUUACUGCUGGUGUGUUUUAGUGGAUACGGGACGGCCCAUCCCCGGAACGUCAACCUUGUACAAGACGCCGGAGUGUGACGCAGACGCGCGGUCUUAUGUCGCGGACCCGGAGGACCCGUUCCACGUCAGACCCCUGCAAGGCUGCCCAGAGGGGAAGAAGGGGGAAUUCAUUACAAGCUUGUUAGACGCUCUCACAACCGACAUGGUGCAAGCCAUAAACUCACCGGCCCCCUCUGGUGGCGGGAGGUUUGUGGAACCUGAUCCCAAUCACACUCUGGAGGAAAGAGUGGUGCAUUGGUACUUUGCCCAGCUGGAUAACAAUGGCAGCAAUGACAUCAACAAGAAGGAACUCAAACCUUUCAAGAGGUACCUGAAGAAGAAAGCUAAACCUAAGAAAUGUGCCCGCAAGUUCACCGACUACUGUGAUCUGAAUAAGGACAAGGCUAUUUCGCUGCAGGAGCUGAAAGGCUGCCUCGGUGUCAGCAAAGACGGAAGCCCGUUGACAAGCGGCAGUCAAGGAACAAGGCAAGGGACAAAACUGUUCAUCGGCCGUCUGGCGUGAGGAGGGAACGGACGAGAAGCUGAAGACGAGAGCAGAGGCGACGGAGGCGUCUGCACGCUUCCCGACGGGAACCUAAAGACGGAGCAGAGAAAUCAAGAAGUUUCUGAAUCGGAGAGAGAAAAAAAAGAACGAGAGAGAGAGAAAAGAGAAAAGCAACAAAGCGGCGCCAAAAUAAUUGCACUUUUUCCUCCCUACGUCUGACAUAUUAACUGCUUUUUUGUUUGUUAUUUUUCAUCUUGAAGUGACUGAGAAUUCACUAAGUAAAAAAAAAAGAGAAUAUAUUUGUAAAGAGUUGACAGGCUCACCACUGGAAGAGCGCGUAUGUGUAUGUAACCACUCCCCCUCCCCUGCUGUAUGUUCAGUCUGCUGUGUUGAUUUGCUCAGUCCACAUGUCUCAAUCCCAGGCCUGUCCAAUAAAACGUUACACCACCCUCGCCCCCGCCCUCCACCACCGUCAGACAUGCUGCAGCAGCAGACAGCUCAGCGGCGAAUCAGCAAACAAUCAAUCAAAAAAAAAAAAAAAGUAAAUCAGUGUGAACCCACUGACUUACACCUGAUUUGUCAGCGUAAGACAAUGAACUCUAUGAAUUCCCUCGCUCUGGCUGUAGAUCUGUUGGUGUUUUCCUUGUAAAAAAAGAAAACAUAAGAGCAGAUGUUUGUGUUGUAAAGAAGAAAGCAAAAACUUGCUGCAAGUACUUAGCUGUGCCACCCAAAGCCGAUGCAAGGCAGCCACGCCAUCUGCGCUAAAUACUUCACACAGUCUGUUGGCUAAAGAAAAAAAACAAACAAAAACAUAAUGAUAAAAAAGGCAAUAAAAAGCGCCGAAGUAGUUCAGACAAUACCUGUGGUGACGUAAUGCGUCUCUUCUUCAGAACCCAGCGGGGGAUUGGCCGACAGCAAAGCCAUCAGUUGAGCUCCACUGCUAGCUCCGCUAACUCUUUAGAUAAACUGGCACAUCCGAAUAUCUAAAGACGCGCCGUGUGGAUGUCUGUGCCCUAAAAGACGAGCCUUUAAAUAACACAAACCUAUAAAGGAGUAAAAUAUCUCCAACAAAAGAUUAUUGUAGUUGAUCCAUUAGGCACAGGAACUCUAGCUGCCGCGUUCCACCUUGUUCAGCUGCCAUUUUGCUUUUGGUGUUUUCAGAUUGUUUUCAUCUUUUACUGACAUUUAAUGUGACAGGCCCACAUGGGAUAAAGCAGACGGAAAACGAUAACAUGGUCGUCAAUUUGUCCUCGGAAAGUUGUGCGCGUGUGUUCAGUCGUCCUGGAUUAAUCCUUUGUAGAACAACACGUUUGUUUCUACCAGCUUUGAACAUCUAGGGGUUGGAAAUUCAAAUCAACCAAGAUUAAACUGUGACCAUCUCUAAAUAUCAAUUUUCAAGUCUUGCCCUUGAUUCUAAAUGUCAUUUUUGUCUGGAGUUUGACUGGGACAUUUUUACACACGAAUAUACUUUGAUUGAAUCUCGGGCUGUUUGUUUCUUGUCGCCCUGCUGGAAGUUGAGAAUACUGGCUAGACGUAAGUAGCUCCAUCAAUUCGACCCGCUUCCCAUGAUGCUGCCGCCACCACGAUGCUGCAAACCUCUGAGGUCUUCGGUUGGAUUCAUAAAUUGUGCGCAGAAAGACUUUAUUCACUAAGCAGGCGACUUCUAAACUCAGUCGAUUGUGCCGGAUUUUUAUUUGAGAGUAUUAGAGCAAAGAGGGGCUGGAUGCAAAAAAAGCACGCCACACUUUUCAGAUUUUUACCUGUAAAACAUUUGAAAACCAUGUAUUCUUUUUUUUUUUUUUUUACUUCCACUUAACCGUGAGUCAGUACUUUGAGAAGCCUGAAAUUAGUGGAUGUAAAGUGAAAGUAUAUGGUUCAUUUCAAGCCAUUUAAAUACUUGCAUGCAAUUGUGAUUUCCGAAAAUGACCAAUAGUGACAUUAUUGUGUAAGAAAAUAGCCUUAGCUUUAUCAGGUAGCAUGAUGGUGGAUUAACAGUCGUCUGCGGAGCUAAGUAUCAAAACGGCUUUUAAAAACGAUGGGUUAAUGAGGGAGAACAACGUUUUCAGUUUGUUGUUGAUUUGGUUAAUUAGCUGGCGUCUCUAUCAACGAAUGAAGAUUCUGGUUUUAAACGCAGGAAAAAAAAAAGAGAAACAACAACAAUUUAAACAAUGUGGCAUUCGCGCACAAAUUUCAAUUUCAUAAAACAAAUAUGUUUUCUGAGCAUUUACUGUUAGUUCCUCCGGUGCCACGUGUCGGCGUUCAUCCCUGAAACAAUCGACAACAUCCACCUUAAAUCCGCCCCGCCUCACCUGAUCCCGCUCUGGAUGCAAAAACACACACAGCCAAAAAAACAACGGAGCAGAGAGGGAAGAGAUAUUAAAUCUUUUAGGAAUUUGAAGCAUAAAAAUUCCUCCCCACAUUUGGGAACAAUUGGGUCUCACACUAGGAGAAACACGCUUUCGCUGCUGGAGUCUGGACGCUCGUGUCUGUGUGUUUUGAGUUUUUGUUUUGUUUGGUCCCCCUCACAAAUAUCUGCAGCGGCUCAUGGACACGAAAUGCUUUUUAUUGUAAAUAUGUACGAUAACCUUUUUGUUUGACGGUUUUACUAAAUCCCACUACAGUGGCAUGAUUUUAAAUGUACUUCACUGUCAGCGUAGCUUCUUGUAAAACACACCCCCUGUUUUUCUUCUCCUUCUUCUAACUCAUUCACGCUUAAGUCCGUAGACUGGUCUGUUUAUUUUUAUUUUAUUUUUUUUUAUCCGUGCUCUGCUUCAUUUUGUGUCUGCCUUCAUCACUGAACACCAGCAGGAAUGUAACACAGCAACUGGUGCUUACAAUCAGAACGUCCGGUUAUUUCCAUUCUAACGUGAACUGAACAUUUGUGCCAAGAACAAGAGAAUAAUCCCAUCCUUCCUCGA